AUGCCAUGCCUUCUCGCGGUGUCUUCCCUCGCCUGCGUAGCUGGGCAUCUGUUGCACUUCCAAAACGGCAUCGUCGCUGCUGAUGUGGACGCGAAGACGGGUCUCGUAGCUUUCGGCCCUUUCGGCCAAGCUUUGGGCCGCGUGAAAUUCUCGGGCGAUCGCUGGGAGUUGCAGGUGAACAAUCGCACUCUCUCGGCGACAAGCGGUUGUGGUGCGCACACCGUGAAGCAGGAAAGCUACAAAGUCGCUUUCACGUAUCCGUGCGCUGACCUUCAGGUUGAAGUGUCUUACACACUUCCACCAGGUGCGCAGCACCUUCAGAAGCAUCUCUCUGUGUCUCCUUCUGACUUGAGCACGGAUGGCACGAUCCAGUUCAACGCAGCUACGUUCAUGAAGGAGACGCUUGCCCACUUUGACACCGCACAGGACGCCCCGACCUGGCUCCUUCGUACCAAUGCGUGGAACCAAGGGCUGGAGAUUGCGGGGUUCCUACGAUGGAGCAGUGCGAGAAGUGGGAUGUUUGUUUCUGUGGGGAACCCCUGGGGACAUCAGGAGGCAGUUGCCACAACUUGCUCGGAUGGGAGCUCGCCCUGUGCGGCCAUCACGGCAUCUUAUGCAGGAUCGGUGACCCACGAGGUGUCCCUGCAAGGCUCCACAUUCGUCACAGAACCGCUAGUCAUUGGCUUGACCACUUUGACAAAAUAUUCAAUUGCCGGCCUUUCAGCAGGUGAGGCACGUGCAUUCAAGAGAGCAGUCGAGGAAUGCCAACUUGAUCGGGCGUCGCGCGUGGCCGGGACGGUGAAGGUGAAUGUGGCCUGGGACGAGAAUGACUACCAAAUUGAUGUGGGCACGGAAGAGGGCCGUGCGGAAUACUCGCGAAUUUUCGACCGCAACGCAGAGCUCGGUAUCAGCCACAUUGUCUACGAACCUCGCAACUCCUUGCACUCGUCCCGCUUCAAUGCCACGGAUGACUGGGGCUGGGAAGGGAGCUUGUGGUUCUCCAUGGGAGAACAGCUCCGCAGCGGGCGAUGGGAUCCACGGAACGAUCCGAUGCCCCAGGACAUCCUUGAUGCAGUGGCAUCGGCAAGGAGCAAAAACAUCGGCCUCAUGGCAUAUGCUUACCCGACGAUGCAGUUCGAGGCCUUGCGGAAGUACUUUGUGGCCGGAGGCACCAAUGCACUUUCGUUGGCGCCGGCGAAAGUGCAGGAGUAUUUCAUUGAGGUCAUGACUGCUUUCUUGAAAAAGAGUGGAGGUGCUGGUUUCGCUUGGGAUCAUGGCAUCUUUGCUGGAGACAAGUCUCUGCAGUACGCACAGUGGCGUGGCUUUGCCCGAAUCCUUCGGACAUUGCGGGAGCGUUUCCCCAAUAUUGUCAUGGAUCAUCGGCAGACCAACCAUAUGUGGGGUCCCUGGUAUGAUCUUUCCGGGAGCUAUGCUGAGCCCAUUGCUGGGGACGAGAAUCCAGAGUCUUACGGUGGCUUCACUCCCACCUUGCACACGGACCAUAUCAGCGCUGACCAGACACGCUCUGUCAACUACAUUUAUUCCACCUUGCAGCUACUACCCAGUUCGCGUGUGCCUGGCUUCAUCUUUCAUCAGUCGGAGCGCACUGAUGAUGACGGGCACUUCUACUGUACCCGAGAGGAGAAGCUGUGCGUGAACAAUAGCAAUUCCAGAGAUUUCGACUACCUUGGUUACAAGUACUCAUUGCUGAGUACCAUCGGCACAGCCGGGCUGAACAAUGUGUUCACCAUGGUCCCUGCUCGUGACCCAGCAGAGUUUGAUCAUUUUCCUGAGAGCGACCGUGCCUUCAUCCAUGACUGGCUGGCAUGGACAGACAGGAACAUGGGGAAGCUGCGCAACACGGAGUGGAUCCCGAUCUUGCCUGGGCCUAGUGCAGGCAACAUCGACGGAACGCAUGCGAUGGAGGAGGACGAAGGCUUCGUGUUUUUGUACAACCCGAAUCCCAUGGAGCUCAAUGCCACCUUGUCAGUCGACGAGGCCAUCGGCUUGUUGAAUGCCGCAGAAGAUCAGCAGUGGGAAGUGACGGAGCUCUUCCCUUAUCGGGGCCCUAUGGGCACCCUUCAGUUUCAAGAGUCCGUCGUGAUUCCCGUGGAAGGCAGCUCGGUCCGGGUGCUGGAGUUUACGAAGAGACGCCCCGCUCCGCAUGCUCCGCAUGCUCCGCAUGCUCCGCCUGCUCCGCUUCCGCGGCUGCUGGGUUCCAGGGGUCGCUUCGCAGGGCCCUGGACGCUUUCGGAAGCUGCGGGCCCAUCUGGCCGCGAGGUCGUUGCUCGAGUUCACAUACCUGAUGUACACAAUGCUGGUCGACUCAAGGUAAACGGUCGCACUUGCCAGAACGACGUGAAGUCCAGCGGCCAUGCGAAGGUGAGCAUCCAGUUUUCGGGGCCUGAACUCCUGGGCAAUGCGCCAGUCCUACCUUUACCCUCCAAGGACUUCGCCGGCGGCUGGUACAAUGGCACCUUCUCCAUCCCGCCGGCUUAUUUUGAGCAGCUGAAGGCCCUGGCAAGCUCGUACCCGAUUCCAUGGACGACCAGUGCAACCGGCUGUGGCCAGUCGCACUGUGUUGACGACAGCAGGGCAGCCUGGCUUGUGCCGACGCGCUUGCUCAUGGCGCCUUUCAUCCUGAAGGCAAAGCAAGACAUGACGGUGCGCUUGUUCUUGAACGGCCGGGAAGUGCAGCUGUCGAAGAGCUACAACAGCCGCGGCCGUGAGCUGGAGCACUGCUUCCUGGGCUUCUAUUUCGAUGCCUCUCACUUGCAGCCAGGGUGCAAGUACGAUGCAGCUGUGCACUUGCCACACCUUGAGCCGGGUCACUUCUUGGGCCUUUUCUGGCAGAACACACAGACGGUGUACACGAACAAGGUCGAGUCUUGUGUGGUCCUGCCAGGCGAAUCCUCCGAAGCUGAGGUGAUUGUGUGA
Messenger RNA from Symbiodinium natans, 2937 nucleotides. NCBI's taxonomy places the organism in Eukaryota, Dinophyceae, Suessiales, Symbiodiniaceae. The record is from the annotation of a GenBank genome assembly.